UCUCCAAGCCCUUGUGCGGGUGGGGAUCGCAGGGCGCUGACACGAGGGGCGCUGAGUCCCUCUGGGUAGCCCGCCUCCAUUGGGUCCGGGAACUGCUCCCCUGAGACUGCACAGCCCCCUCCUCUCCUCGCCAAGCAACCCGGGCCAGAAGGAAAGGUGGAGAGAGAAGAAGGUUCGGGAAGCGCGGCUGGGCGGCCCCUCAUCUCACCCCACCCCAACCCCCCCAUCCCCCUCCCACCCUCUCCCCGCCCCCAGGGCCGCAGGGCCCUCGCCCUCCUCCCGCGGGAGAUGGUCCGGGCCAAGUGGGCGCGUCCGGCCCGGGUCGCCGGGAUCUGGUGUCCGCUGCAGCUGGCAGUGCGGCGGACGAGGGCACCGGCACAGCCGCCGGCGGGGCCGGCUAUUAAUAACGCUCCGGGCGAGCCCGGGGUCGGGCAGUCAUGGCCAGUCCGGAACCCCUGCGCGGCGGGGACGGCGCCCGGCCUGCGAGGGAAACAGGCACAGAGGCCAGUUCUCUUCAGGACGCCAAAGCCCCGAAGGAGGCCAUGACUUUGACCCCAGAGGCUUCUCUAUCUUUGGAGGGAACUGUGAACCUAGAAGACAUUCUCUACCUGGGGGACUCGGUGGACUUUGAAGAGAGCCUCUACGUGGAAGAGUCUGAGAAGCCAGAGGAGACACUGUGUAUUGAGGAAUCGAGGCAGCCGGAGGAGGCUCUGGAUCUGGAAGAGCCGGUGAGUUCAGAGGAGCCCCUGUUUGUGGAGGAGCCUGUGAAACCAGAUGAGGUACGGUUGUCCCAGGAGCCUGUAGAGCCAGCUAAGAACCCAAGCCCGGAGCAGACUGCUUCUGAGGGAGAAAUGGUGGCCCCGGAGGAAAGCCUUCCUGCUCCACCGAUUCCCAGCACAGAGGAGGACCUCAGCAUGGAGGACCUGGAGCUGCUGGAGGGCCGUUUUGAGGAGUGUGUACAGGCUGUUUCCCAGUUGGAAGAGGAGAGGGACCAGCUUAUCCACGAGCUUGUGCUGCUCCGGGAACCUGCCCUGCAGGAGGUGCAGCAAAUCCACCAGGACAUCCUGGCUGCCUAUAAACUGCACGCCCAGGCCGAGCUGGAGCGGGAUGGGCUCAGGGAGGAGAUCCGGAUGGUGAAGCAGAAGCUGUUCAAGGUGACCAAGGAAUGCGUGGCCUACCAAUACCAGCUGGAGUGCCGCCAACAGGACGUGGCCCAGUUUGCCGAUUGCAAGGAAGCGCUGAGCACUCGGGCAGCCCAGCUCUCAGGAGAACUGACCCAGCUCCGCGACGCCUAUCAGAAACAGAAGGAGCAGUUGCAGCAGCAACUAGAAGCACCCCCAACCCAGAGCGAUGGGCACUUCCUCCAGGAGAGUCGGCGGCUGUCGACACAGUUUGAAAAUCUCAUGGCAGAAAGCCGCCAGGGCCUGGAAGAGGAGUACGAGCCUCAGCUGCUGCGGCUCCUGGAGAGGAAAGAGGCAGGGACCAAAGCGCUACAGGACACCCAGGCCGAGAUCCAAAAGAUGAAGGAGGCGCUGAGACCCCUGCAAGCCGAGGCCCGGCAGCUCCACCUUCAGAACAGGAACCUGGAGGACCAGAUCACCCUCGUGAGGCAGAAACGUGACGAGGAGGUUCAACAGUACAGGGAGCAGCUGGAGGAGAUGGAGGAGAGACAGAGGCAGUUACGAAGCGGCGUGCAGGUCCAGCAACAGAAGAACAAAGAGAUGGAGCAGCUGAGGACCAGCCUCGCUGAAGAGCUCUCAACAUAUAAGAACUCUUUAGAAAUGUAUGGCCGGGUAUGUAACCCAGAAACAACAAAGCAUUUGUAUCAUCAAAGCACCACCAGGGAUGGACCUUUCACGAAACAGGAAAGAGUGCCAGCAGCGGGCAAGCAAUUCAUCCUGUGAAAAUUGCCCAGAGAUUUUAGGGUUGGCUGGAAGCAUAAUACCAGUCAACUGGUAUUAAUCUGGAUUAUUUUCUGUAGGCUGCUAGUACUGAUCUUAAUGCACUGUGGGACGGGAAAUGAGCCUUUUCAUCCUUCAGCAGCACACUGGGUAUAACAGAUGUAUCACAUCUGGCAAUAUUGUGAAGAUUAUUUAUUGCUUUGUGCUGACCCAAACCAAGAACAUUCAAGGGGAAAAGUUGGGGUCAAAAGGCAGCCAAUCUUUGCUAUACAGAUCCACUACUUGAGUCCCUUUGAGCUAUGAGUAUUAGAUUUUAAAUGACUCUUUCACAAAGCUAUUUCCCCCUUAAUGUCUGCACUCAAAUAUUCACUCUUAAAACAGAGCCAAGAUAGCUAUUUUUUGUUUCUUUUUUUGACAAAAGACCUCACUUAUAUAUAGCCCUGAACUCAGAGAUCCGCCUGCCUCUACAGUACUGAGAUUAAAGACAAUGUUGAGUUUGUCUUUUUUGAGAGACAAUAUUUUCAAGUAGUCUAGGCUGGUUUCUAACUUGUUAUGUAGGUCAGGAUGACCUUGAACUUCUGAUCUUGCCUCUACCCCCAAUUACUAGGAUUACAGGUGUCCGUCCUUAGUGCUGGGGUUAAAGACCUGUGCCACCACAGCCAGCCAGCCCGACACAAACUAAAACGAUGAGAACAGGAACCACUUUGAAAUUGGACCAGACACUCCAUUAUUCAGCUUUAAAAAAAAAAAAAAUCAUCACUGGUUCUGGAGGCGACAGUCAUCUAGACAGUUCAAGCAAAAUCAGUCAUUUUAUCUGGUUUUUGCAUGUGCAAAGGCACUCAUAACCAACUCUUUAAAAGUAGGGGAUCCCAGUAAAAAACACUGGGCAGAUACAAGGUCUCUAACACCAGCCUCUUUCAAAUUUAAACUCUGCCUUAAAUUCUCUAUUAUACUGCCUUUGACAUCUUAGAAACUUGUGUAGCUCUUUAGGGAAGACUUCAAAAAUAUGUAAUUUUACCAAGACUA
Molecule: messenger RNA, 2927 nt
Organism: Microtus ochrogaster (prairie vole)
Lineage: Eukaryota; Metazoa; Chordata; Mammalia; Rodentia; Cricetidae
Gene: Sync
Product: syncoilin, intermediate filament protein
Biological process (GO): intermediate filament-based process
Cellular component (GO): intermediate filament; cytosol; sarcolemma
Source: RefSeq, a predicted model, not a curated record